UCGCCCUGUCGCGGUGUGUGCUUUCGCGGGCGGCCGACAGACGCGAACGAGAGUAGGAGGAGGGAACGUGAGUUCCCUUCUACGCAACGCGAGAGAGAGAAGGCGGAAAAAAAGAGAGGCGAGAGAGCACGCACACGUACGCACGAGGAUACACACGGUCACGAAUGCGUGUUCACGUAUAUACGCAUGAUCGUUGCACAUAUGUGUGAGCACCAGGAGGAAACGCACGUACGUGCAGAAGAAGUCGAGAAAGAGAAAAAGAGAGAGAGAGAGAACAACUGGGGGAGAGACAGAGAUGAAGUGAGAAAGAGAGAAGCGAGGGAGGCAGAGAGACGGACCGUGUGUAUGUACCACCAGAAGAGUGUACCAGGCUACUAGUGUUGUGACGGCGAUCGUGCCCACGACUUCUCCGGCGGGCCGGCAUUCGCGUUCUAUUCGUCUAUCUUCCUCUUCGUCGUGACCUCCCCGAUCUUCGGCGUCACGUCGAGCUCCCUUCUUACCCUCUGAAGGCCUCCUGGUGUCUUCUUCCUCGUUGAGAACAAUUCCUCCUACUCUACUCUCAAUAUCUUUCCUUCUCUUUAUCGUAGAGACUCCUUUCUGUCUCCUUUCUUUCCUUUCCCUCCUUCAGCCUCAGUACGAUUUUGCGACACGCGCCUUUACUUCCGGCCGAAAAGUGAAGGCUCGGAAGCGAGCCAGUGCACUUUGCCGCGGCUGAAGGUAUACCAGAGGUGUCGUCGUAAAGUGCGCGCGUGAUCAAGCUUGGUGUCCACGCGCGUACGAGUGCAGGUGCUCCGGAAACACACGCCACGUGCUGCAGAAAUGUCAUCGCCGAUGGAAUAAAGGAGAACAUCGGCAGACAUCAAGAAGAUCGCGUUUCAUUUUAACAAGAAAUACGUCCAAUUCAGCGCCAAUCAUGCGGUAUCUAUUAUCCAUGCUCCAAGUUUUAAUCAUCGUGGUGCAACAGAAUCCCGAAGCCCGACAACGUGUACCUAAUGUCAGAGGCUUAUAUACUUUACAGCAACACUUACACGAUCACGAGAUUGUAAUACCACGGAAGGUGAAUCACCGAGGCGACUUAAUCUCACAUAAUGUUACACAUCAUCAUCAUGAGGACGGACCAAUCGUUCAUUAUCAAGUGACAGUGGCUGGUAACGAGUACCACCUCGAACUGACAGCUACUGAUAACUUCAUUGGCCGUGCGAUGGUUGUGGAAAGGAGGAAGCGGGAUUUGCACGUCCGUAGCCCGGCGAAAAGUCACGGCAGCAAAUGUCAUUAUCGAGGAUUUAUUAAGGGCCAUCGGAAUUCCCGUGUCGCCCUGUCUGCCUGCGACGGUUUGGCGGGUAUGCUGCGCGGCGACCACGGCGAGUUCUGGCUGGAACCAGUCGCCGUGUCCCUGGAAGAAAAACGCGGCACGUCGUCGGCCGACGAAAUGACGACCGACGAUUUAGGCGCCGGUGCCCGCUCGUCGAUCUGUAAAGACCCCACGGCCCCAGGGGGCCGGCCUCACCUCGUCUUUCGGCGCUCGGCCGAGCAGCAGCAACAGCAGAUCGAGAUCGGCGCCGGCGGUCGCAGCAGGCGACGGCGCAAAAAGAAGAGGAAACAGGAGAGAAACUGCGGCACCCGCGAACCGCGUCGAUUGACAGAGACGCGGCUCGAAUGGCAAACUCAACCAGGCCUCGUCCAAGUUCAAGGCCGCGGGCGAAGGAAACAUCAUCAAGCGAAACGGUGGCAUCGUUCCAAGAGAUCGAUCAGUACACCGCGUCAUGUCGAGGUUCUUGUCGUCGCCGACAUGACGAUGAUGGCUUUUCACCAGGAUGGCGAUGUGGAAACUUAUCUCCUGACAAUCAUGAACAUGGUGUCCGCGCUCUAUCUUGAUCCCACUAUCGGCAAUUUCAUCAACAUCGUAGUGGUCAGAAUUAUUCUCGUUGAGGAGGAAGACGCAGAGCAAGGGUUAGAUAUCGCGAUAAACGCGGAUAGAACUCUAUAUAAUUUCUGCAAAUGGCAGCAGAAACUAAAUCCCGGCGAUGAUUCGCAUCCGAAUCAUCACGACGUGGCGAUUCUAGUGACGAGAGAGGACAUUUGUUCGCGUGCAAAUACCCCUUGUAGCACUUUGGGAGUGGCUCACGUUGCUGGUAUGUGCCAACCGGAUCGUAGCUGCAGCGUCAACGAGGAUAAUGGGAUCACAUUGGCGCAUACAAUCACGCACGAAUUGGGACAUAAUUUUGGAAUGUAUCACGACACGGAAAAAAUCGGCUGCAGUAAACGUGAAGGCGAUACGUUACAUGUAAUGACGCCAACUUUUGAAGUGGACGCUGUUGGAGUAGCUUGGUCCAGAUGCUCUAGAAGAGAUAUUACGAACUUUUUGGAUCAAGGAAAAGGCGAUUGUUUAGAAGACGAACCUGCGGGUAAUGAUUAUGCAUAUCCAGAUUUACCGCCCGGUGCAAUGUAUAAUGCCGAGCAUCAAUGCCGGUUGCAGUUCGGCGUAAGAGAAGCUUCUGUUUGUUCUCCAUUGCAGGAGAUUUGCUCGAAACUAUGGUGCAUCGUAGACGGUUCUUGCACUACUAUGCUGCAUCCAGCAGCUCCGGGAACACAUUGUGGGAAACACAUGUGGUGUCAAAAUCAAGAAUGCGUGCCUAUUGUCGAUCGACCGCGGCAAAUCGACGGCGGUUGGGGCGAAUGGGGAUCAUGGAGUGAGUGUUCGAGAACUUGUGGUGCCGGUGUCUCGAUAGUCGAGAGGAAAUGCGAUCAUCCGGAGCCCGCACACGGCGGAAAGUUUUGUAUAGGCGAAAGACGUCGUUAUAAAAUCUGCAACACGCAAUCUUGCCCGGAAGGUACACCGAGUUUUCGCGCGGUUCAGUGCAGCAACUACGACGGUAAAGAAUAUAAAGGAAAGAAUUAUACCUGGCUGCCAUAUUUCGAUCAAACGGAGCCUUGCGAGCUUUAUUGCACUGAUACAGAGGAAAGCGUAAUCGUCCCUUGGGGAGAGGCUGCUCUCGACGGUACGCCAUGCAAUGUUGGUACCAGGGACAUGUGUAUCGCUGGCAUAUGCAGAAAAGUCGGUUGUGAUUGGAUGGUGGAUUCCGAUGCUACGGAAGAUCGCUGCGGUAUUUGUCAUGGCGAUGGUACUCAAUGCGAAACCACCAGCGGUGUUUAUGACAAAAAUGAUGGUCCCGGAUACAAGGAAGUCAUUGUUAUUCCAUCCGGUUCGCGAAAUAUUAAGAUCGAGGAGAUCGGUAACAGUAAGAAUUACAUUGGCAUCGGCGUGCCGAAUUCCGACAAGUAUUUCCUCAAUGGAAAACGGCAGAUCACUUUAGCGGGCGAGUACGAAGUCGCCGGGACACCAGCUUUGUAUGAACGUGAUCGAGAUAGAGAGAAGAUUAGAAUUCCAGGACCUAUUAAAGAAGACAUUGCAGUCUAUUUAAUUUAUAGAGGUCACUAUCGCAAUUUUGGACUACGUUAUGAAUACACCGUGCCAAAAAAGAAACCUGAUCGAGCUCCAGAAUACUCGUGGAUAUUUUCCGAUUGGACUCUUUGUACGGUCACUUGCGGUGGUGGUACUCAAACUUCUCACGCAAUCUGUCACGAAAGGAAAAACGGUAUCGUUGAAGACUAUUUCUGUGAGGGCAUCGAGAAACCGGAACCAAAGUCGCGCGAAUGCAAUUCGAAUCCAUGUCCUGCGAGGUGGUGGGUGGGCCCAUGGCAAAUGUGUCCUGUUACAUGCGGCGAGAGCGCGCUGCGUAAAAGAUCAGUAAUGUGCGUGUUCUCCGGUGACGGUACCGAUCGAUCAGACUUGGCACUACCCGAUCGCGAUUGCGAUAAAAACAUACGACCCGAAGAAGUGGAACCGUGUUCAGAUUUACCGCCAUGCGGGCCCACCUCGGAGAUACCGCUAUUCGUGUACGCUGACAACAAGGAUAUGUCAUUCUAUAAUAUCAGUCUGAACGAGCAAGACGGUAUUACGAUAGUCGACAGCCUCACUACCGAGGAGCCAGAGAUUCUCGAGUUCGACAACGUCGUCGACGAGAACCCGGACAAUUCCAUGUACAACACUAAGUCGAAGUGGACGGUAUCGAAGUGGAGUCACUGUUCAAAUGGCAAGAGAAGCAGGAAAGUCACAUGCUCCGUUCCGGGCGAUUGUAAUCCGGAUAACAAGCCAAUCAGCGUCGAGGACUGUUAUGGUGGAAAAUGGAUCACCGGAAAUUGGGCAAGUUGCAACGCAAGUUGCCUCGUAAAGUCUGGAAUUAAACAUAGAGAAGUACAAUGUCGUGAUCGCGCGACAAACUUGCUAUCCGACGAUUGCAAUCUCGACAGAAGACCGUUUGAUACAAAGCGCUGUUAUUAUCGACGGCAAUGCACAAAUGAGAAAAAUGAUUGCAAGGAUAGUAUAGUUCCGUCGUGUGCAAACUUCAAACGUAUGUGUGAUACAUCACCGAUUGUGCGAGAAAAGUGUUGUGCCACGUGCAUGAAACGACGACGACAUAUCCGCCACAAUAGACGACACAUAUUUGCCAAAUAACAAAACAGAGUUGAGAAAUAGCAAGUGCAAAAGUAUUUUAAAAUUUUUAAAAUGCACAUAUCUCUCCGUCUGAUUUUAUUCGUAUUAUUUAAAUUAAGAUAAAAAUAUAAAUUAAUUAAAUUUUUUACGUUUAACGUAUGGCAACAAAAAUUAGAAAAAAACUUAUAACAGAGAGUGAUAUUACGAGAUUAUAUUUGUAACUUUAUACUAUUGCGUGUAUGUAUGUAUAUGUAUAUUUUGUAUCAAGAUGUAAUCAUACUUAUGCCACGUAGAUAUGCCAUUUACUUAUCAUCGUCUAUCCGCCUUAGAUAAUUAAGAUACUAAUUGAAAAACGUUGCAAAUGCUAAAUAUAUAUAUAUACUA
Messenger RNA from Camponotus floridanus (Florida carpenter ant), 4879 nucleotides. It is a transcript of the gene AdamTS-B, whose product is annotated as A disintegrin and metalloproteinase with thrombospondin motifs 7. Gene Ontology annotation, molecular function: metalloendopeptidase activity. Bases 914 to 4516 code for a protein of 1200 amino acids. Gene Ontology annotation, cellular component: extracellular matrix. Gene Ontology annotation, biological process: extracellular matrix organization; proteolysis. The transcript has 17 exons. Lineage: Eukaryota; Metazoa; Arthropoda; Insecta; Hymenoptera; Formicidae. The record is from RefSeq and is a predicted model, not a curated record.